Molecule: messenger RNA, 1734 nt
Organism: Caenorhabditis remanei
Lineage: Eukaryota; Metazoa; Nematoda; Chromadorea; Rhabditida; Rhabditidae
Exons: 5
Coding region: 1-1734 (577 amino acids)
Cellular component (GO): membrane
Source: RefSeq, a predicted model, not a curated record
AUGGAUUUGCUUUUCCUUUUCCUAUUUCUAUCACUGGCUUCCACGUGGCAUACUGUAACCGCUGAAAUCUCCGCAUCCUCUGAUCUCAACUGCGACUUCACUUCGUCAUGUCGUUGGCGGAACUCAUCAGAUGUCGGUGGACACUUUGAGACGACUUCCCUUCUAGAAGCGGAUGCACAGAAUCGAAUAAUGCCGAUUGAUGAGAAUAAUCCCAAACCAUUCGCCUACACUGCGGGACUUAUGGGCCGGAUGAUGGCGUUACUUGUGUCGGAGGUAAUAACCUGUCAACUUGGAGGCGCUAGUAUCAAGUAUUGGUAUUACAAGACUGGGUUGGAUUCGCAGUUGGAAGUUUGUAUACGACAACCGCCAGGGAAUAGGGAUUUGAGUCAGAUGAGAUGCUACGACGGUGUGUCCACAUUCGGCAAGCAAUGGAUUUUCCGUGCCGUCGAGCUUCCCCCUAUAGCUCAACCCUUCGAGAUCGUCUUCAAAACCGUGUACUCCCCACCGAGCAGCGUGAUAGCUCUGGAUAAUAUCGUAUUCGAGGCGACACUCUGUGGCUACGGUCGUAAUCGUCGAGAGAUCCGACGGAUUGGUUACCAUGACUGGCAGAGUUAUCGCUCAUCGAAUUUGUAUAACGGAGAGUUGAUGUUGAUAGUGGCGCAGGAUGUGGCGGAUAAGCUGGAAAAGAAUUCGACCGCGCCGCCCGCCGUGGAGCCGCCCGUAAGCCUCGAGGCCAAGAUAGCGAUACUAAGUACAACCACAACAACUACAGUACCCACAACUACAGUACUCAGUACCACCACUACAGUACCCCCUACCACCACUUCACCUCCGGACCUCUCCAACCAAACCACCACGCCCACCAUAUCCAACGAGCAACAAUUCGCAAAUUUCGUCAAUUUUCUCAAACAAACCGCGCCUGUCAUCCCUUACAUCCCCACCCUGGUGAGAUCCUUGACGGCUUUGGAUCCCAGGGUGCCGGAGGAUAUAAAUCUAGGGAUGGGACAAGCCCCACCCCCAGGACCCCCUAUAGAUGUGAGACGGAGUCCUGUGACAAGUUCUCAUUUCUAUAAUACCAAUCAGCCAACACUCCUCACUGAUAACACGAAUCAAGAUAAGACCUUGGUAGAUUUGGCGAAAAAAUUUGGGUUGUGGGAGACCACUAGGAGCCCUGAACCGCCAACAAAUAACAAUAAAUUCGGUCUCCCUAACAAGCUUACCGAGGAAUCAGCCAUUUACCCGCCAAAUCUUCUUCAACAACACAAAAAGAAAAUCACCAUGAACCCAAUUAAGAAAAUUCCGAAUCCCCUUCCAGAAAACAUCGAGGAAUACCAUAAGAGCCUAUUCACCACUACAGUAUCCCCAGUAACCUCUUCCACCCAGCUCAUUAUAUUCAAGCAACCGACGUCCGGAGAGGCAGAGGUCGCUGAGAAACUUGCCGAUAUUGCGAAACUCCUCCCAUCUGGAGCGGUACAAGAUCUCACGGCGCUUCGCAACAUACCAGAUUUGGAUGGGUUGACUAAAGGCAUGGAUUUGUCGGAUAUACGAAAACCGGGCGGGUUUGGGCGGUUGAAGUCACAGUUUAUGGAACGGCUGAUGAGAAGGACACUUGGGUUGCCGAUGGAGACGGAUGACGUGAGGUUGCUGCCACCGCCGAUUGUGCCGAUGAAAGUGACGAGGAAAAUGAUGGCCGAGAUGAUGAAGAGGAAGGCGGCGAGGAGGAGGAUGAACUAA